CCAGCAUCACCUGACUGUCGGCCCUUCACAGGAAGAAGGCUGGCGUAUUCAACAUGGCUGCGGUCUUCUGACAUAGGAGUUGUCUAAAGUAAUGCUAUAGCCCGGCUUUCUUGAUAGUACACUUGACUCCGUUCAUUGUGUUAAAUAGUUUUGACUCUGCUUCGACAUGGCCCAGUGUGUCCAGUCUGUACAGGAGUUCGUUCAGGACUCGUUUGUCCCGAUGGUGGCCGUCUUGUGCAGUGAAGAAGCUGAGAGAGUGACUCGCAAAAACAACCUAAAUUUUGCGGAGCUGCUGAGGCCUUUCUGCAGACUUACGUCUGAAGGUCACAUCCGAGAUCCCAACAAUCAACUGCAGGUUGUGAAAAACCUGCGUAUCUGUGUCAACAAUUUAAUGACAAGUCCAACAACAACAUCUACAUCUCCGAGCCCUGCUCAGCGUCAGCUACUCAGUGAUGUGGUGUUAUCCUGCCAGCCCCAAGAAAGUGCUGUGACUAAUGUGGUUAUGGCAGGAGAUUAUGAGCUCAAUUUCAGUGAUGACUGUGUUAAAGCUAGCACCCCCUGGUACAGUGUCUGGAGAGAAACACUGUUGGAAAUCAAAACCUCCAAGUACAGCUCAGUAACCACACCCUGGUUUGAAGCCUACAGGGAGAACUUCCUGCAGUCAAUGCCUGCCUCUGACCACGAGUUCCUCAAUCAUUACCUUGCUUGCCUGCUAGUGGUAUCAUCCACUGAGGCAGUCCCUGUGGAGCAGUUCCUCAAGCUUUCUCAGGAGCAGCACAGAAUUCAGCACAGUGGAGAAUACACUAAUCCCAAGUGGUUUAUUCCUAACACACUCAAGUACUAUGUCUUGCUACAUGACAUGUGUGAAGGGGAUGAACAAAGGGCAGAUUUGGUUUAUGAGGAUAUGAAACAGAGGUAUGGGUCUCAGGGCUGCUAUCUGUUGAAAAUGAACUCCCGUACCUUCUCAGCUAAUGUAGAUGAACAAAUUCCAGAUCCCUGGAGUCAAUACUUGCACAAGAAUAAUCUCCAUAACCAGGAUGUGUUUGAUGAUCCAGCUCCAACUGUGAACAGUGCUGCUGUAGAGACCAUUAUUAGCAGACCUGAAGUAGACGGUAAUUACUCAGCUGAGAAAGCAGAUGAGAUGUCCAGUAGCUUGGAUCCUCUCCAGCUGGACAGCAGCAUGGCAAACCUGCACAACCUCAGUGCUGUACAUGCGGACCUAAAGAAAGGUGCUAAAGAUUCAAACAGCCCAGCCUGUGCUGCAGGUAGCCAUGGGGCUUGUCUGACCCUGAAUGACCAUGAUUACAUAAGACAGUUUAUCCAAGAAUUCACCUUCAGAGGUCUACUGCCACACAUAGAGAAAACCAUCAGACAGCUGAAUGAUCAGCUAGUAUCCAGGAAGGGCCUGAGUCGGUCUCUGUUCACUGCAACAAAGAAGUGGUUUGGUGGAGGAAAAGCUCCAGAGAAGAGCAUCAGUGAACCAAAGAGCACAUUUGGCCUUCUAUAUCCCCCAGAAGCCCCAGAACUGCAGAUCAGGAAGAUGGCUGACCUGUGCCUCCUGGUUCAGCACUAUGACUUGGCUUACAGCUGUUAUCAUACUGCCAAGAAGGACUUCCUGUCAGACCAGGCCAUGCUGUAUGCUGCUGGGGCACUGGAAAUGGCUGCAGUGUCAGCAUUUCUGCAGGGUGGAGCCUCGAGACCUUAUCCAGCACACUACAUGGACACCGCAAUACAGACGUACAGAGAUGUCUGCAAGAACAUGGUGCUGGCUGAGCGCUGUGCUCUACUCAGUGCUGAAAUACUCAAGAGUCAGGGAAAAUACUCAGAUGCUGCCACGCUUCUCAUUAAAAUGACCAGUGAGGACUCUGAUUUACGGAGUGCUCUGCUGCUGGAGCAGGCUGCCCACUGCUUCAUUAAUAUGCGAAACCCUAUGGUGCGCAAAUUUGCCUUCCAUAUGAUUCUGUCUGGUCAUCGUUUCAGCAAAGCAGGACAGAGGAGGCACGCACUACGGUGUUACUGCCAAGCCAUGCAGGUGUAUAAGGAGAGAGGGUGGUCUUUGGCAGAAGAUCACAUCAACUUUACAAUUGGGCGUCAGUCCUUCACACUUCGCCAACCAGAGGAUGCUGUAACAGCUUUCAGACAAAUCCUGAUCAAUGACAGCAGACAGACGGCUAAACAGCAGGGCGCCUUUCUCAGAGAGUACCUCUAUGUUUACAAGAGCGUGUUGGGAGGAAAUGAAGUCAGCCUUCCCCAGCUUCCUCUGCCCUGCAUCCACAGCUCAGCCACAAGAGUCUACUUUGGACACGAACGCCGCCUUGCAGAAGGAGAAAAGCAGGCAGCCACUCACGUGUCACUGGACCAGGAGUAUGACCAGGAUUUGUCAGCCAUGUGGUGCCAUCUAGAAGAGCAGCUUGUAGCUUCUGCAAAUGGGGGUGUUGUCCCAGGAAAUUUUCAGCCCACUCAGUGCUGCCUCAACAGUCAGACAGACAACCUCCGUCAUCCCCUGGCUGUGGUUGAAGAGCCGAUCAUAGUGGAGGUGACAUUCAGGAAUCCUUUGAAGGUUUCUCUGGCCCUGUCAAGCCUCUCGCUCCUGUGGAGGUUUACUGUUGACGGUUCAUCUUCAUCAAAUGAGAUGACAGAAGAGACCAUUACCAAUGAGGAGACCUCAGCUGUAGGGAUGACACAGAAGGAUGAUAUUGUCACCUCUGAGACCAUCCAGGAGUUUCAUUUGGGUCCAGAGGAGACCAAAAUGGCCCGACUCAAGCUGCUGCCACACAGAACUGGUCAGCUGAACAUUGUGGCUGUAGUGUACAACCUGGCUGCAGGCUCCUCUGGCGAAAUGACUUCUAGCACUGAAGACCAGCAGACUCUAGAUUUGAUGGUUCGUGGGAAACAGGACUUGAACAUCCUUGGCCCACGUCUUAAUCUGACCAAAGAGGACAAGAUGUCAGUUCGGCACGGUCCUGAUCGACGUCUGAAUCCCAUCAUAACACCACCUAUGCCCCUGAUGGAGGUUUUUUUCCUGCAGUUUCCCACUGCUCUGCUGUGUGGCGAAAUCCGAAAAGCAUAUGUUGAGUUCUGUAAUGUCAGCGGUGUUGCUUUGUGUGGCCUGCGAGUGGUGUCCACACACGCCGCUUUCUUUACCUUUGGCAGCCAGGCCACAACACCCCUCAGCCCGACGUCAGCUGAAAAUUGUUCAGCUUAUAAAACCUUGGCCACACCUCUCCAGCGGACCUCAGAAGCCACUGAGAGUCUGGUUUCAGCUGCUGAUUUCAGGCAGCCAUCUGGUGUGAUAGAAAUUCCAAUAGAUGGCAGCAUCCUGCAACCAGGGCAGUCCACUCAGCUGCCUCUCUGGCUGAGAGGACCAGACCAGGAGGGAGUCCAUGAAAUCAACUUUCUGUUCUAUUAUGAGAGCGCAGAGAAAGGACUCAAGAUCAGUCACCGGGUGCUGCGCCAUACAGUAUUUAUCUGUGCUAGUCGGUCUUUGAGUAUACAGGCAUCAGCCUGUCGCAGCAGUGUUCCUCCACAUCACUGUCUGGAUGAAAAAGGCAGCAGUGGAACUCUUGUAUUUAUUGAUGUGGAGAACAUCAAUACGAAUGAAGGUGGUGUACGAGAGUUCCACAUCGUUCAGGUCUCGAGUAGCAGCCAACACUGGCGCCUUCACAAGUACAUCAACCCAAACAAGGAUAAAGAAUGUAAACUUGGCAGCAGAGAAAGAGCCAAGCUGUGUUUUAGGGCCGCACGUUGCAAACCCAGUGAAGCUACCUCUAAGGCUGUAAAGAAGUACACAUUUUCAGACCUGAGUUUGGGAAAUGAACAGAUCAUCAGUUCUACCACACCAUGUGGGGAUUUCUUCUUCCGCUGCCUGACGUUAGAAACUCAGGAAGCAUACGGAGCAUCAUCCAGGAUAUCAUCAGUCAGCAGGAGUCAAGGCUCCAUACCCACUGAGAACAGAAGUUCAGACCUAACAGAUAUUGCCAAGGAGUGCAGUGAGCUGGACCUCAACAUAAUUGUCAUUUGGAAGGCUUAUGUGGUUGAGGACAACAAACAGCUUAUCCUGGAGGGCCAACUCCAUGUUGCACUGCAGACCAUCGGCAAAGAAGCCAGUUCUUUGACUGCUAAAGAGGAAGCUCAGGAGAUGGUGCUCCUCAAGUUUAAAUCAGACCUGCCUCCUCCAGUCAUUCUUCCCUCUGCAGAGUUUUGUCAGCUCAUCAAAACCAAUCUACACUACCCUGAAACCUGCACACACCCAUUUGUGCAGGAAAGUCUCUGUUUGGUGCCAGUUACUCUGACUCUGUCCAACUGCUCCUUGGCUCAGGUAGAUGUCAUCAUUGACUUAAGACACAAAAGCACCAGCCCAGAGUCCCUGGAGGUCCACAGCUCAUUUGCUUGGGUGGGUCAGACCCAGUACAAGCUGCAGCUAAAGCCCAAGGAGGUACUGUGUCUAACACUGCAAGCCUGUUUCCUUCAGGCGGGAGUCUACAAUCUCAACACUCCCAGAGUCUUUGCCAAGCCAUCUGAGCAGAGCACCAUGUGUGAGACAAGUCAGCAGACGGCUACUCCUGCUCUUAUAGUCAUCAGCGAUGCCUGAAACGAGCCAGAUGGUCUUCAGGCACUUCUAGACUGUGCUAUGUGUUUUAACUCCAUUCAAGGACCAUUGACAUUAAAUUCCUGGAUAGACUGAGCAUUUGUUCCGUCAGUUUUUGCAAUACUGUAAGAAGAGCUGUUUACAUCCUGAAUUGUACAUCUUUUUAUUCAGUCUGCAGUCCUUUCAAAGGCAAAAUGGACACUGACGACUGAACCGCAUUUGCUGCCCAUUCUCUAAGUCUACAAUUUCAUUA
Messenger RNA from Oreochromis niloticus (Nile tilapia), 4841 nucleotides. RefSeq names its product trafficking protein particle complex subunit 8 (gene trappc8). Gene Ontology annotation, molecular function: protein binding. Bases 167 to 4591 code for a protein of 1474 amino acids. NCBI's taxonomy places the organism in Eukaryota, Metazoa, Chordata, Actinopteri, Cichliformes, Cichlidae. The transcript is spliced from 30 exons. Gene Ontology annotation, cellular component: TRAPPIII protein complex. The record is from RefSeq and is a predicted model, not a curated record.